This is a messenger RNA of Malaclemys terrapin pileata, 3698 nucleotides long. It is a transcript of the gene STX5, whose product is annotated as syntaxin 5. Lineage: Eukaryota; Metazoa; Chordata; Testudines; Emydidae. The transcript is spliced from 10 exons. Gene Ontology annotation, molecular function: SNARE binding; SNAP receptor activity. Gene Ontology annotation, cellular component: Golgi membrane; SNARE complex; endomembrane system. Gene Ontology annotation, biological process: endoplasmic reticulum to Golgi vesicle-mediated transport; intracellular protein transport; vesicle fusion. The record is from RefSeq and is a predicted model, not a curated record. Bases 1245 to 2264 code for a protein of 339 amino acids.
GCGGGACCGGGGCCCCCAAGCCCCCUUGCCCCCGGCAGGGUUGGGCCCAGAUGGGGCAGCCCCCGCCCCUGCGCGUCCCUUCCAGGGUCCCCCGGGGUCCCCCUCCCCCGCUCUGUGCUCCCCAGGGAGCCCCCGGGGUUCCCCUCUCCGUGCUCCCCAAAGGUUCCUCUGCCCCCCGCCCUGGCUGAUCCUUACCGCGUUACUUCUCCCUGCUCCUCCCACCCCCCGGAGUUCCCCGCUCGGAGCCCCCGCCCAGGCACCCUGCUCUGGGGCCCAGUGGGUGCGGGCGGGGGGCUGGGAGCCAGGACUCCUGGGUCCUCUCUCUGGCUCUGCCACCUAGCCGUUAUUUGCUGUUUUGUGGAAGUCGCUCCCCCCCCCCCCCCGCUCUGCGCUUCCCUUCCCUUCUCUGUUUAAUGGGGUUAGCGACACGGAGUGGUAUGCAGAAGGGGCUGUGGAGGCAGCUCUCACCAAGUGGGCUGAAGCACCGGGGUGCACAGGGGUAGUUAAUAGGCAGACUGUGGGCCAAAUCUGGACCACCAGACACUUUAGAACGGACCCCGAAAUCUUUUUAUUUACCUGUUGUUUGUAUUGCGGUGUGAAAAAUGUGUCUCUGGAAUCUGGACUUGACUAUAGCUUGACCAACAAAUUUGGACCUCAACAGAAAAUAAUUGACUACCCCAACAUAUGGACAGGGACCCAAGUGCCUUCAGUAUUUAUUUACUCUGGGUUCUGUUGGGGAGCCCGGCCCCCAGUCCUACCCCCUUCCUGCCUCUGCUUAUAUGGAACUCUAAUCCUAAUGGCCUGAUCCUGACACUGGCUUCUGCUGCCACCAUCCCUGGCUGUCUCUGUCACCCAGUGUCAUAUUGUUUGACUGGGGCUGCUCACAUGGGGACUGGACCUCACUGAAACUUGGGGCAGGAUAGCAUUGAUACCUCUGGGGGGCUUCUGCUGGGGAAGCCUUUUACAUCCCCCUCUGAGCUCAUAGGAGCCUGGACCCCUGUCUGGAUCUUGUGUCAGGGGCUGCUCCUGGAUGGGUAGGCAGGGGUGCCUUGGAGUUGCCUGACUGCCGUGCUGCAGUGGCAGAUGAAUGGACCAGAGGAGAUGAUGUGACAGUGAGUGUGCUGAGGAGUGAGGAUGGGACAAAGGGUUAAUGGGGACAGGUGAGGGGGUGUUGGUUCUCUGCCAUUAACCAAGCCCCUCAGCCCAUGGCUGCCCCUCUCCCUAGCGCCAGGUUAUGAGCCUCAAUGAAUACGAGAAAACGCCACGGCUCUAAGAACACGGAUCAGGGCGUUUAUCUGGGACCUUCGCAGAUCCAGGAGCUGCCCCCGCCUGCUGCUACCACCGUCGCCUCCUCCCUGUCAUUCCCAGACACCAUGUCGUGUCGCGAUCGCACCCAGGAGUUCCUCUCCGCCUGCAAGUCCUUGCAGAGCAGACAGAAUGGGCUGCAGCUGAACAAACCCGCUCUGAACGCCAUGCGCCAGAGGAGCGAAUUCACCGUCAUAGCCAAGCGCAUCGGGAAAGAUCUCAGCAACACCUUUGCCAAGCUGGAGAAGCUGACCAUCUUGGCCAAGCGGAAGUCCCUGUUUGACGACAAGGCGGUGGAGAUAGAGGAGCUGACGUACAUCAUCAAACAGGACAUCAACAGCCUGAACAAGCAGAUUGCCCAGCUGCAGGACUUCGUGCGGGCCAAGGGCAGCCAGAGCGGGCGGCACGUGCAGACCCACUCCAACACCAUUGUGGUGUCGCUGCAGUCCAAACUGGCCUCAAUGUCCAAUGACUUCAAGUCAGUGCUGGAGGUGAGAACAGAGAACCUGAAGCAACAGCGGAGCCGGCGUGAGCACUUCUCCCGCACCCCGAUGCCCCUUACUGCCAGCAACCUGGGUGGCUCCGCGAUGCUGCAGGAUGAACCACGGCGGGCGGGGGACGUGGCCAUUGACAUGGACAACCGGACGAGCCAGCAGCUGCAGCUGAUUGACGAACAGGAUUCGUAUAUCCAGAGCCGGGCGGACACCAUGCAGAACAUUGAAUCCACCAUUGUGGAGCUGGGCUCCAUCUUCCAGCAGCUGGCGCACAUGGUGAAAGAGCAAGAGGAGACCAUCCAGAGGAUUGAUGCCAACGUGGAGGACGCCCAGCUGAAUGUGGAGGCCGCGCAUUCCGAGAUCCUCAAAUACUUCCAGUCAGUUACCUCCAACCGCUGGCUCAUGAUCAAGAUCUUCCUCAUCCUCAUCGUCUUUUUCAUCAUCUUUGUGGUGUUCCUGGCCUGAACUGUCCCCUUGCACCUGCCCUCCCCCAGCACCUGGAGCCCCCGUCCUCUCUCUGGCGGAGCCACUCAUGGACAUCUAUGCGCUGGACUCUUAGUUCUCACCCAGGUGGGGCAGCCUGGUGCCAGAGGGGCUCUCCCUCCUCACGCUGUGACCUGUGGACUCUGCUACAGCUCUGGGAACUCCCAGGCUGGACGUCCCAGGACUGAGUGGGGGCAGGCAGGUGCCUUGGUUCCCAUGUAUGGUAGCGCCAGGACUCUGCAGCAAAGGGUGCUGCCUGUGGGGUGCUGACACCAGUGUUGGAGGAACCUCUAGUGCUGGGACUCUCACCAGAGCCCACCUCACACCUUGUGUGGGGCUACUCCUCCCCCUAUCCUGCGCAGGGGCUCACCAGCUAUCUACAGCCAGGACUAACUGCCCCCCACCCCCAGCACUCAUCACCUAGCGGCUCUUUGGUGUGCAUGGGGAAGGGGUUGCCCACGGACGUGCCUUCGCCAGCCCUGUGGGGCAUUUGGCUGAGUGACGGGUUAGCCCCGUUCCCCCCACCCUUAGUUUUAUUUUGUGUAUUUAAGUCUCAUCCUUCUCCCAUAGUUAUGAGGCUGCCCCAAGCACAGACUCCCCACUCUGCACCCCUCCCCGGCCACUUGGGCGCCACUGCAGCUGGGGCUGGCCCUGACAGUUGGAUAGGUCUGUCUGUAUGGCUGUCACUGCAGAGGGAGAGGUGGGUGUGUCUCCCCUACACCCCCCUCACGCUGUUGCUCUGUUGCCUAAGUAGCACCACGUGCUGGACUUCCCCAGAGAAGCUCCUGCUGCCAUAGGUGCUCUGAGCCCUGCGCUGAUGGCCCCUCUCUGGGGUAGGCAGCACUGGGCUCCUUGCACCUGAGCUGUGAUUGUGGCGGGGGCGGCAGAGCUCAGUCCUCUCCACUGUGGUCCCUGCGGUGAGCUGUGUGUGGCUCCUUCCCUUAACAUCAUAGGAGGUGCUAGGCCAUGGUGCCCUCCUCACCAUCUCUCUAUAGUCUUGCUAAACCCCAACCCCUUAUGGGGUGAUGCCCCUUCCCCCAGCAGAGUGGGGAGGGGCAGGGGCCUUAUUCCUCUCCCUGCUGGCACUCUCACACAAUGUCCUGUCCAAUGGUUGAUGUAAAUAACCCUGCCCUGGCCGAACCCAGGGCGCUAAGGGCCUGAUCAUGGUGGCUGAGAUGACCCCCGGUCAUGACCCUGCUGUGACCUCAGCCCCCCUUCACCCCCAGGAUUCUUCCCCACAAUCACCUGGUCUUAACAUUCCAAUGUGGGUGCUGCCUCCUCUACCUAAUGAGAAUCCCUUUGCAGUCAGGUGAUGGGGGAGACACAGACCUGUGGGGAAGAGGAGGGGUUUAACCUGCCCCUUCCUGGCUUUUCAGAGUCAGUCUGAAAAGAAAUUAAAGCUUGACUGUAACCCCA